Messenger RNA from Metopolophium dirhodum (rose-grain aphid), 579 nucleotides. RefSeq lists its product as uncharacterized. Bases 1 to 579 code for a protein of 192 amino acids. Lineage: Eukaryota; Metazoa; Arthropoda; Insecta; Hemiptera; Aphididae. The transcript has a single exon. The record is from RefSeq and is a predicted model, not a curated record.
AUGUCUUUAUCAAAUAACGAUGAAAUUAGGAUAAGUGUUUUAAAUAUGGAUGCAUAUACUCUACCAUGUAAAAGCUAUAUUUAUAUAGAGAGGAGAGUAAAUAAACCUGCCGAUGCUGUGGGAGAUGUACGUUUUUCAAAUAAUGGAUUGGCGUUUUUAUUAUCCGAAAUGAGUUAUGAAAUAAACGGAAUAGAAAUUCAAAAAUUAAAAACACCUGGAGUUGCAUCUUGCUUGAAAGCAUAUUGUUCGUAUACUCUAAACGAUUUGAAUACGUUGGAGAACGCUGCUUGGGACUCAGCGAUGGAUGGUGAAGAUAAUAAAAACUUUAUGAGCAACAAUGUACUUACCGGGUGUAUCCCUCUAAAACAUUUAUUCGGAUUUUGUGGAGACUAUAAAAAAAUAUUACUUAAUUGUAAUCAACAGCUGAUUUUAAAUCGUGCAUCUACCAACCUGGAUGCGAUACACGUUGUAGGCGCGGGUGCAACCAAAGCAGUUUUAAAAAUAGAAAAAUUACAAUUGAACUUACUAGGGUGGUGUGGAAGAUGCCUAUUAUCAGAGUUAGUGAUAAAGAAAAAUUAA